Molecule: messenger RNA, 1926 nt
Organism: Amborella trichopoda
Lineage: Eukaryota; Viridiplantae; Streptophyta; Magnoliopsida; Amborellales; Amborellaceae
Product: chromo domain-containing protein LHP1
Biological process (GO): heterochromatin formation
Cellular component (GO): nucleus
Source: RefSeq, a predicted model, not a curated record
CAAAAAUGAGAAAGAUGAGGGCUUCAGCCACCGAUUUCGUCCAAAGUGAUCCGCUGAGGUAGACCUACUCUUGUCGCCUCUGCGUUUUACAAAUCCAGGUUUGGCCAACAAAAACGUUUGGGUGAAGGUCUAAAACAUAUGGGUGCCCAUAAUAUACUCCACCCUUUUAGCAAGUAGAUGGUAACAGGGGGUGCGUGUCGCGUGAUCAGUCUGCACUCCGCCAUUUCUGUCUCUGCGCCAUGGAUACGACGGGUGUUAGAUGAAAUUUAGUACGGCAGGGGAGGAGAGAGAAACUAUAGCUCAUCUACCCAAAACCCAUAGAGAGAGAAAGAGGGGGGAAGAGAGAGAUGAAGAGCAAGGGCAUGGGCAGUAGUGGGAAGAAGAGAGGGGGAGGGUCGGGAAAGGUGAGCCUUGGCCCUGGCCAGGUUGGUGUUGGUGUUGGUGUUGGUGUUGGUGUUGGUGGUGGGGGUGGUGGUGGUGGUGGUGAUGGAGAGGGGGAGAGGGAAGUUUCGAAGGUGAAGCUCGAUGAUGGGUUUUAUGAGAUUGAGGACAUCAGAAAGAAAAGGAUACGCAAGGGCCAACUUCAAUACCUUAUCAAAUGGCGUGGGUGGCCUGAGACUGCUAACACGUGGGAGCCCGUUGAGAACGUCCAGACCUGCGCAGAUGUUAUUGAAGCCUUCGAAGAGAGGUGCUCAAGGCCUCUUAAGAAACGGAAGCGCAAGUCUGGUUUAUCUCUGUCACUAGGGAAGAAGAAGCGUAGCAGUGGCUUCUCAAUUGGGAUUGAAGCAUCAGCAUCUCAGCCCACUUCUCCUGACGAUCAAGCUACAGAUCCCCCCUCUGUGGAUGCUCAAACUGACGAAGGUACAGGAGAGGAAGAAGAGGAAGACAAUGAGGAAGUGGCCAAGCAACCAAAUGGUUCCAAUAUCAAUGGUGUUGAAGUUAAUGAGUUAAACAUCACACCCACCCACCCCAGUGCUCAUGAAGAGAAGAAGGACCCAAAUAUCAACAAGGAGCAAGGUUCAGGUGAAGUUGCUUCACUUGCUCCUAAUGGCAAUUCUGAAGGUACCCCAACUACCAAUACAACUACUAAUACUACAAUUGGUGAGUGCCCAAAUUCAUCAAUUGGGGCUCGGUUCAUUGGCGCCAAGAAGAGGAAAUCGGGUUCAGUUAAGAGGUUUAAGCAAGAUGCGCCUUCUCAUGAUAAUGAUUUGGAGCACUGCAAAAGGGAUGCUGCUUUGGUUGAAACCGUUACAAACUCGUUGGAGGAUGACGUGAGUGUGCAUUUGAAUGAAACUAUGAGUCUUAAGAAUGGGGAGAUUGAUGCCUGUACGCGAAAUAUUGACAAGGUUUUAGAUCCGUGCCAUAAGUCUGGGCAGCCAAUGAUCACGAAGAUUUUGAAGGCUAUCAGUUACAAUACUUCUACGACGAACAAUGUACAAGAUGUCUCGGUGUUGUUCAAUGUUUUGAGAACUGACGGAAAAGACGAAGUGGUUGAUAACAAGUAUUUAAGGGCAAACUAUCCCCUUUUGUUGAUCAGCUAUUAUGAGGAACGGCUCCGUUACAGUGCAACUUAAAGGUGAAUUUCUAUGCCCGAUUUUGAUGCCGGCUGAUAUUUCUCUCAUUCAAGUGGCCAAAUGAUAUAUGACUGGCAUUGUUGACCUAGAAUGUAUGAUGCAUGGAUGGGAAUGACUAUGGACAUGGCUGGCUACACCAUCAGUUUUUUGCUGAGAUUUUACAUAGGUUUUUGAGAUUUUACAUAGGUUUUUGAAGUAUCUGACGUGGAUACACUCACAAUAUAUAGGUUUUUGAAGUAUCUGACAUGGACACCCUCACCAUUUUGAAGCAUCCGGACAAUUGUACAUUAAGCUGUUGUUCCUUUGUAUCUAAAAUCAUUGCCUACAGCUUUGGCUUGGUGUUUGGGUUGGU